Molecule: messenger RNA, 1783 nt
Organism: Leopardus geoffroyi (Geoffroy's cat)
Lineage: Eukaryota; Metazoa; Chordata; Mammalia; Carnivora; Felidae
Product: peptidyl-prolyl cis-trans isomerase A-like
Exons: 1
Coding region: 1-594 (197 amino acids)
Biological process (GO): protein peptidyl-prolyl isomerization
Molecular function (GO): peptidyl-prolyl cis-trans isomerase activity
Source: RefSeq, a predicted model, not a curated record
AUGCUAAGAAAAACAUUUCUUAUCUGGAGCUCUGUAACGGUGGCCUUGCAGAUGCCACUGCCGCGGAAGCUCUGGUGCUGUCCAGCCACCGUCGACCCCACCGUGUUCUUCAACGUCACUGUGGAUGGCAAGCCCUUGGGCCAUGUCUCCUUUGAGCCGGUUGCAGACAAAGUUCCAAAGACAGCAGAAAACUUUCGUGCUCGGAGCACUGGGGAGAAAGGAUUUGGUGAUAAAGGUUCCUGCUUUCGCAGGAUUAUUUGGGAAUUUCUGUGCCAGGACUGUGCCUGCACAUGCCAUAAUGGCACUGGUGGCCAGUCCAUCUCUGGGGAGAAAUCUGACCAUGAGAAUUUCAUCCUGAAGCACACGGGUCCUGGCAUCUUGUCCAUGGCACACGCUGGACCCAACACAAAUGCUUCCCAGGUUUUCAUCCCCACUGCCAAGACUGAGUGGUUGGAUGGCAAGCAUGUGGCCUCUGGCAAGGUGAAAGAGGGAAGGAAUAUUGCAGAAGCCAUGGAGGGCUUUGGCUCCAGGAAUGCCAAGGCCAACAGGAAGACCACUAUUGCUGACCAACACUUGACUUGUGUUUUAUCUUAACUACCAGACCAUUGCUUGUGUAGCUCAUGAAGGCACCCCUUCACCCCCAUCUGCUGGAAAUAUCCUAUAAUCUCUGUGCUCUCGCUGCAGUUCUGUGGGUUCCAUAUUUUUCCUAAUACUCCCCUCCAAGUCUAGCUGGAUUGUGGAGUUAUGUUUAUGAUAAUGAAAGAAAAACCAAACAGCAACAAUAACACCAACCAAAGAUUCUGUAAUGGUUCUAAUAGUGGAUGUGAAUCACUUGUAUCAAGUGAUUUGAUACAAGAGUUGGAGGCUUACUGACUAGUCCAAGCAGAACUACCAGGAAAAUUGGGCAACUCUCUGUACCCACACCCUUACUCUGCGCAGUAUAGUUGUACCCUGAGAUUUCCUUAUUUCCUGGUAAAAUAUGUACCACACUUUAGUCAGCUGACUCAGUGUCCGUUCUACUCCUGUAUGCCAGGGUCACAGUCUUGGAUACGUUUUGGGCUAAGUCUGCUCCUCCAGAGACGAGUCUUGGAAAAAGUCCCCAGGAGGCAGUGGGGACUGGCCAGUGUGGGUCAUCCCUGAAUACCUGCUCCAUCACAUAGUCGUCCAGGGCAUGGGACUUGGCUGAGUGCUAACACCACUGUGGCUGUUGCUUUUAGUGGCAUAUUAUACUUGUCAUCUGAUUCACAACAUUUGCUUCCAGAAGCUGUGCUUUUGGCCUGGGUACAAGACUAAAAGGCUGAAGCAACCAUGAAAUUGACCUAAUGCUGUUUAAAAAUGUUACUGCUUCUUACGAGUCAUGAAGUCUGAUUUACUCCUCAUAGAAUGCUAAUAAUCAGGUUUCUUUUCAUCGCGAAGUGAAAUAGUCUUUGUAUAUUCAUGAUUAGGUAUUGGGAAGGAAAUUUUACUCUGUUUAGUAGAUUAAUUAAUAGUAAAUAUGAAGCCGUGAUGUAUUUUUUUUUCCCUCAAGAACAUUUCAUAAAACCAGAACUCAGUAAAGCCAGUUGUUCUUUUGGAUAAGCCAAAUAAAAGGUGUUCUACCUAAGCACCUAGGGACUCUUGAUUUAAUCUAACUGAAAUAUUAACUUCAAUUUUUUUAAGACUUCAAUAACUGAUAGUUCUAAUUUAUUUCUUCUGAGAAAUUUGUGUUGGAAUUCUAGUCGAUAUUAUUCUAAAGAUUAAAAAAAUUCUGGUUGGAAAGUAGAGAUAUAUCUACUAUUAAAAU